AAAGGUGCCAAAAGGGAUAUGAAAAACUACUAACGGGGACUGUUUAGAUGAGGGGCCUGAAUGCAGUUAAAAUUACUUUGAUACAGAUAAUACUAAAAGUGGCUUAGAUGAGGUACUAAAAGAUGGAGGUAAACAGAAGAGAGAAGCAUGCUUUGUUUUGGGUGCUGGAAUAAGUAACUCGUGAUUAGAGUUGAAAAUGCCACCGUUCAGUUCAGCUGUGCUUGUUUUCAUAGGUCACUGCUGCUCUUUGAAUUAAACCCCAAGCACAGUGCCUUCGGGGGAUGGGACGGAGACGAGGACGACAGUUGCCUUAGCAACAUCAUGUAAACUCAACAGCCCCGUGUAGCAGGAGCUACCCGGAGGAUGUGCCUGCUGAAGAGUCGGCUUCCUUAAUAAGGACUACGUGCUCUGGAGUCAGAAAAACGUGCCGAAAACAAAAUCAAGCUGUGCGUAAUGACUGUCUGAAUUCCUUGCUGUCCAGCAAAGGGAGACAGCUGUGAGCUAAAAAUUAUCUGUAACUUCUCUUUUCUUUGCUGUGCCUCUUCCACGCUUCACUACUGAAGCACCAGAUUGUGGAAGUGUUGCUCUUGAGAAUGCAGAGAAGAUAACGAAAGAAAUGAAUCGGUCAUACAAAGCUCUAGGAAAAAACAGCCAAACAUCACCAACAUCCAGUCCAUGGCCGGAUCAACAAGUGGCAUGUUUUCCAAGUAAAAAUCAGUUAGCCUUACAGAUGAGACAUCACACUUCUUUACCUUUCUCCCUGAAGAAAAAGAAUGGAGGGCAUGGCUUUGACUUUAGCUUUCUGCUACAGGCCGCCUCAUGCCCAGAAUCUAAUGUUUCAAAAUCAUUUAUGGGUUUAAAUGCUUUCCAGAUAAUAAAACCACAAAUACAACAAAGGUUAAAUAUAGCAAUGCUAAAACCCAGGAACAACAGCUCUAAGUUUCAUUUGCCACCCGUGAUGUGUCGGCCUGUAAGAACAAUUCAUCCUGCUCCUCCAGAGGGUAAUAUUGUCAAUGAAAGCUCCCACAUCAGAAAUAUUUUGAAUAUCAUGAACCCUAUUCCUUGGCCUAUAAAGACAGUUACUAAAUUUUAUCAUUAUCAGUUAGACAAUCUAUUAAAAAGGCACACUGAAAAGUCAUCAGACCUGAUUGUGGCUACUAUUUCUGAUGAGUUCACUCCAGUGAAAGACCUGCACUACCUCAGCAUGAGCAAGUAUAACAAAUACCCUACCAACAAGAAAGAAGAAAUUCAAAGCAAUUUAAAAUGGAGGGAAGCUGAUGUAGCAACCCAUACUGAAAAGAAUGACAACAUGAAGUACCAGCUUUUGGUGGCUUGUAAGAGAAUAGAUCUUAUGACCCAAGACAGUUUCUAUGAUGAUAGGCAUCCCUACUUGAGCUCAAAUAAUGCUCUGAUAAACUGUGGAAUAUUUACAGCUCAGACAACAUUUGCAAUGUCAAGCAACAGAGAUGCCUUGAGAGCUGGCAGUGAGGAACGAAGAACAGAGAGUUGCUGUAGAUCUGGUCCAGAAGAAGGAAAUGCUACUGAGGUGCUAGUGGAUUACAGACGACCUGAAGAUGGUGAGAGUGCAAACUUUGUGCUUGACAAUCGUGAUUUAGAUUUUUCCUGUAAAAAUAAAGUGAUAGAGGCCUAUCAUGCCUUAGAAGAUAAUUCUGUAGUUGCAGGAAUUCCCAGAGUAGAAGUGCAAGUUCCUUCUGGAAAACAGACAGAAAAUCACGUUUGUCUCUCUGAAUUUGAAAUGAAAAAAGAAGCAUUGUCAGAAACAACUUCAAAAGACCAAAGUGGGCUUGUACCUGUUGUUCAUGUUACAUUCUCUGAACAAGACCCAGCUAGAGAGCUACACAUUGUUAAACAGCAUCCCACAAAAAAGAGUGUAAUUCGUAGCCUGCCUCCUCAUGUUACUCAGAGCUUCAACAUUCUUGCUCGCAAAGAGAAUGGCAAAAGUAAAAUGAAGAUGAAUAAACCCAAAUAUUCAUCAAAAUCUAAAAUGAGUAGCAAGAUAAAGAUUUCUGAAGACUUAAUUGUUUCUGAUGAGAUUUCCACAAAAUGUAAUGCCAAGAGUCACAUUUUCCCGUCUUUGCAACUGUCACACAUGGAACCUGAGACUUCCCCAAAGCAUCAAAAAAAACCCCCUCAUGCUGACAAAGACCAUUUCGCUCGGAGUGCUCAAAAACUUAUAAAGCACAGUUUCCCCUGCAGUUGCAAAAACUCAGUUAUCUUAAAGAAACCUAUUACUCCCCUUUCUUUACCACAUGCACAAUCUGCUUCAGCUUUUGUAGAUCUGAAAUACAGUGACAUGUUCAAGAAAAUAAAUUCAAAUGACAAAGGCCCAGGUAUUUAUGAAAUGUUUGGAACUCCUGUCUAUGACCAGAUGCGUGAGCUUGAUCAACAUGAUAACAGAUUUUACAGAGAUGUUUGUUCUGCUCCAACUGGGAGAUGCACUGCUAGCAUCUGCAGAUCUACCUGCAGGAAAGGGAGAGAGGGCAGCCGAGUAAGAAAUACUCAAAAGAGAACAUGUUCUAAGCCAAAGAAGACCAUACCUGCCACAAAACAAAAGCAGAAAAGUUUAAUUACAAAGGACAGAAGUACCAAGUUGAGUGACAGCAACACAGAACAAGGUAAUGUAAUAACUUCUGAUUCAGAUGUUCAGAUAAAAACUUCAAGGAGCAUGAUAUUGCUCCAUGAAGACACAGAUCAUCAGCUUAUAUUUUUAGAAGAGCUUUCCAAAUCAACUAAGCAAAAUAAUUUUUUUUCAAAUUCAAACUUAUCAACUAUUAAAGAAGUUUCUUUGGAGCAGCCUGUAGACAGCCAGGGUAUAUCCAGCCAUCAGAGACAUGUUGCCUGUAGCCAGAAUCUUCUGCAGUUUAGUGAUAAAGACUACAAAGACUGUGUUCCUCUAACUAUCAGUCCACUAACAACAGACAAGAACAUUUGUGUACUGCAGCAAAGGAUGGAUAUGGACGGCUGCAAAGGCCUGAAAUCAGACCAGGCCUCCUUCAAGUCUAUAAAUAAAAGUGAAGCAUUGCCCUUUCCGUACAGGCUGCAGCGUCAGUCCCCUCCAAUACAGGUAAAUCAGAGUUGGGCAUACAGACCUCAGAAUUGUGAUUUGGCAAAUGAAUUGACUCAGCCUUCAGUGAUUCAGACAAAAAGUGUUACAAGCCCCAGUUUCCAGACAAGUCAAAGCAUUUUGUCCUGGGCAGAUAAUGAGGAUAUGACUGAUGAGUUGCUUUGUUGUCUGGCUGAAGAAUUGCUAAUACUUGAAGGAAAAGACAUCAACUGUUCAAGAACAAAAAACACAAGUAUGCAAAAUACGCAUACUAAAGAAGAAGAAAAUAUGAUGACUGGAGAUGGAGCAAUAGUAAAUAGUGUUCUAGAGAAGCAGAGUUACAGUAAAGCCUUUUUGACAUCAAACGAAGAAAAUGAUCCACUAAGCUUUGAGGAACCUACUAAAUUACCAGGAAGCAGUUUAAUUAACAAAGAUCCUAUUAUGUGGACAAGAGGUGAAGUCCUUGGAAAGGGAGCCUAUGGCACGGUAUACUGUGGCCUGACAAGCCAGGGACAGCUAAUAGCUGUAAAACAGCUUGUUUUGGAUACGUCAGAUCAAGUCAGAACAGAAAAGGAGUAUCAGAAGUUUCAUGAGGAAGUGGACCUUUUGAAGACAUUGAAGCAUAUCAAUAUUGUAACUUAUUUGGGAACUUGUCUGGAAGACAACAUUUUAAGCAUCUUCAUGGAGUUCGUUCCUGGUGGCUCAAUUUCUAGUAUUAUUCAUCGUUUUGGUCCAUUGCCAGAAAUGGUUCUUCGUAAAUAUACAAAGCAAAUUCUACAAGGAGUUGCAUACUUACAUGACAAUUGUGUGGUACACAGAGAUAUCAAAGGCAAUAAUGUUAUGCUCAUGCCAAAUGGUAUAGUAAAGCUAAUUGACUUUGGCUGUGCCCGGAGGUUAGCUUGGGUAAGCCUCAGUGGCACACAGAGUGAGAUGCUCAAGUCUGUGCAUGGGACUCCAUACUGGAUGGCACCAGAGGUUAUAAAUGAAUCUGGAUAUGGAAGAAAAUCAGACAUCUGGAGCAUCGGCUGUACUGUGUUUGAGAUGGCAACAGGAAAACCACCACUGGCUUCCAUGGACAGGAUAGCAGCCAUGUUCUAUAUUGGGGCUCACAGAGGACUGAUGCCUUCCCUACCUGAUCGAUUCUCUGUCACUGCAGUGGAUUUUGUGCAUGCAUGCUUAACCAGAGAUCAACAUGAACGCCCUUCUGCUCUGCAGUUGCUGGACCACCCCUUUGUGAAAGGAAGACAGUGAAUUUUUCAAGCCUCUUGCCAAAUGAGUAUGCAUUUUCCAUAUAAAACUAUCCACUUGGGAAAAAAAGAUAAGAAGGAGCUGGACUUCCAAGUGACAACAGAAUUUACUAGAGAGUAAUUGUGCACAAGGAGUCCAUUAUUAGACAGCAGAAUGACUAAAGUAAUAUUUUUUGCAUUGUCUGUGCUCAUUGGAGUGGGUAUUCCUUUCCUGUGAACAUGUUUGUUGUAUUUGGAGAGACUUUAAGAGAGAAAAACCCACGCAUCACCAUGACCAAUAUGUUACAGGCCAGGUAAGAUGGAAUGCCAGUUUGUCUGUAAAAGGCAGUGGAACGUAUGCUACUGGCAGAAAGCACUGCAGACGUUGACAGGUCUUGAGAGAUCUCCUCAAGGAAACUCUACUCACACUUGUAGAUGAGUCAUUAAGUGUGCAUGUGAUGAUCCCACAGGAACCAAAAACCAUAAAACUAUAUUGGCAUUAAAUGCACUGAAGCUUUUAUGUAGCGAGAUGGGUCCUUUAAUUUUUAGCUGGUGAAAAAAAAAUCGACUAGGUUUUGCAUGCAUCUGUCAGUCCUUUGUUACUGAGGUACUGCCACUGAAGUGAUGAUGACU
Molecule: messenger RNA, 4923 nt
Organism: Pezoporus flaviventris
Lineage: Eukaryota; Metazoa; Chordata; Aves; Psittaciformes; Psittacidae
Gene: MAP3K19
Product: mitogen-activated protein kinase kinase kinase 19
Exons: 8
Coding region: 617-4315 (1232 amino acids)
Biological process (GO): protein phosphorylation
Molecular function (GO): protein kinase activity; ATP binding
Source: RefSeq, a predicted model, not a curated record